AUUAGAUCAUGAGCGUAAUUAUGAAAUAGAAGAUUUGAAGCAAAAACUCCAUGGUUAUAAAUGCUUAAUGGAACAACUCAAACAAGAUUUAAAUGAGAAAUGUGAAAGUUGUUAUUUAUAUUCUCAAGAAAUUGAAAAGCUUCAAUUAUGUAUUAAAGAAACAAUAACAUUACGAUUAGAAAAAGAGUCACUUUUAAAAAAAGUACAAGACAUGGAAGAAUUAGCAAAAAAUUAUAAUGAAUCUUUAGAACAAUUAAAAAAUGUAUUAAAAGAAAGAGACGAACUUAAGAAACAAAAUUAUGAGCAGCAUUGUCUAUUAACAGAUCAAGAAGAAAAAUUAAAUCAAUUGUUAAAAGUGAUUAAAGAACUAUCUAUUAAAUAUAAUGAACAAAUGGAAACAAACAAUACAUUGGAGAUUUUAAAAACUGAAAUUCAAAAUAAGGAUAUUAAGAUUUCUCAAUAUCAAGAGCAAUUAGUUUCUAUGAAGCAAGAUAUUAGUGAUUUUUUCAAUAAUAUAAAAUACAUUUUAAACAAUUUAGAAGAGCUUAAUGAUGUUUGUGAAGAAGUUUGUAGUUGUACAAAAUGUAACUUGGAUAUUGGUGAAGAAGCAAAUAAUAUAUUAUACAAUAUAAACAUUAUUAUGACAAGAUUUCAAAGUUACAAAAUAGAAAGAGAGAAUUAUUUACAACAAAUAGGAGAUUUAGAACACUAUAUAAAAAAUAAUAAACAGCAAAAUUAUUCUAAUCAAAAUUUAAAAAAUAUAAUUUGUGAAGAAUUUUUUGAUGAAUCUAAAGAGGAUUCAAAAAAUAUAAGUAAUAUUUUUUAAAAUAUAUAUAUAUAAAUUAUAUAUUGUGUUGAAAAUCAGUAUUAUCAAACUCAUAUAUUUUAGUUAAGGACAACAUAGUUUUAUUUGAUGUAAGGCAAAAUGAAAAUAAUUCAAGUGAAUUAGAAUUAGACACUAUUUCACCUAAUAAUUCAUUUAAUAAUACAAAUUUAUUAAAUGAAACAAUAAAUAAUUUCGAUUUUCAUG
Molecule: messenger RNA, 1030 nt
Organism: Apis dorsata (giant honeybee)
Lineage: Eukaryota; Metazoa; Arthropoda; Insecta; Hymenoptera; Apidae
Product: putative leucine-rich repeat-containing protein DDB_G0290503
Exons: 4
Coding region: 68-826 (252 amino acids)
Source: RefSeq, a predicted model, not a curated record